This is a messenger RNA of Suillus bovinus, 1038 nucleotides long. RefSeq lists its product as uncharacterized. Lineage: Eukaryota; Fungi; Basidiomycota; Agaricomycetes; Boletales; Suillaceae. The transcript is spliced from 7 exons. The coding region runs from base 188 to 931 and encodes 247 amino acids. The record is from RefSeq and is a predicted model, not a curated record.
CGGACAUUAAAUAUCGGCAACCGCAAGAAGAGGGAUCGAGUCUUAAUAGGGGAACAAGCCGAGAGAACGGGCACACGAGUUCCAUGUUAUAGUGAACAAAGACUCCACACGAACCGGAUCAUCAUCAAAGACCAUCGUGAUAACUUGACAAUCGUUGAGCUGCUGCUGCAGACAGACCUACCGAAGAAUGUCCUCCUGCACCUCAAGUUGGUCUAUGGAGAGCACAGGCGACUCCAGAAGAUCAUCGCCAGACGUAGAGUUCUUCGUCAUCAAGCGCCCUUCGCAGGGAAUCUUCAGAAAACUCUUUCAAUCUCGAACUCCUGUGCGCUAUUUCGACUCAGCGUUACGUAUCAACCGAUCUACCCUCACGCAUGUCAAGAAAAAAAUUCAAGCAUUGAUUAUUCGCCAUUUGGACCUAUCCAAAUUGUACGGGGAUCUACCUCAAUCUCGCUUGGAUUUUUUGAAACGCGAGGUACUACUGGACGCAGAAUUAUCGUUUCUGACACAAUACGAAGAUGGUUGGGCAGUUGAUGUUCUGGUUCGUAACUUAUAUUACCGACGUCGUAGAAUGGCUGAACAAAAGCUCAAACUGGCUUGGAACGCACAGUGUCCGUGUAAUCAAAGGUCGUUCAACAGUCGUUCUCGCGUUCCUCGAGAUCUAGGCCCACGAACCAGACGUACCCAGACGAACGCCUCGUCGCGUGUAGCUCUCCUAUCAACCCGCUUAGAUUCAGCAACACCAAGUCUUCUUCGUUUUCAUCGAGCCAUCGUCCGCGCCGGCCUCUGUACGGACCACCAUCUACAGCAACUGUUCCGGAUGUCGGCCAAAUCGAGGGACAAAUUCAUUCUAAAAGCGCUAGGGAAGUCAACCUUAUUCGAACGAGUUGCAGUGUUGGAUAUUUUGGAACGGAUGAACAAAGAGCAAAUGUAGUUUGUAGAUAAUGAACUAGCAUUCUGCGGGAUGAUACAGAACCUCUUGUAUCAUAGUACAUAAAUACCGCACGCGCAUGCGAGGAUGUGGAAGUCAAUUGGUCAAAA